UGUAUAGCCUCACAGACCACACAUCGAAGUACCUUCUCAGCAUGUACUUGGAUCGCUAGGGACUAGUAAUGCCCUUGUUCCUAGUAGCAAUGCCCGUGAUACUAGUAGCUUCUUGUUACAAGUUGUUUCGGGAGCAGUUUGGCGUUUGGCACUUACUCCAGGACAAGUUGGUGCUGGAUGUUGGAGCCGGCAGCGGAAUUCUCAGCAUGCUUUGCGCCAAGCAUGGCUUGGCAAAGCAUGUUUGGGCUGUAGAGGCAGUCCCUGGGAUGGCUCGGAUGGCGCAGCAGUUGGUGCAACAAAAACGGCAAGCAGAGGUGUCGAUGUAUCAAGCAAUAUAUUAUGUGCAUAUAUUUUUUGCAUUUGCAAACAGUGCAUGUAGUCAAAACAUGAUUUUUGUUUAAACAAUUAUGCACUCUACAUCUAUCGUACCAUAUCAUGCAUAUAUAUAUAUAUAAGCUAUUAAUUAAUACGUUUAACAAAAAUCACAGAGACGGACAUUUAGUGAGAGACGUUCCUUGCUUCGCACAGGGUUCCAAGAGUGCUAAGCCCAAGCCCAGGCAGGCGAAUGGAUUGCAGGACAAGGCUGUUGGGUGUGUGCUGCAGCACAGUUGCUCAUGACAACCUGCCACAAUCAAUAGUUCAUGAAUUUGAAUCAACAAGUAUUCAACUAUUUCCACCUGCCACAGGGGAGGCAGCACUGCUUUGGAAGAAUUGGAAGAAUGACUAGAUGAUUCAAGUGUCUCAGAGGGAGGCGGUGCUGGCCUGCGACCACAGCCCUGUGCAGGUGACAAUUCUCACAGGCCGAGUAGAGGAUAUCACAUUACCAAAUAAGAUGGACAUCAUCAUUUCGGAAUGGAUGGGUUUCUAUUUGCUUCACGAAUCAAUGCUGGAAUCCGUGCUGAUUGCCCGAGACCGCUUUCUUCGAGCACAGGGACGGAUGCUUCCCUGCUCUGCAAGAAUUUGGGCAGCACUCGUCGAGGCAGAAGAUUUGCGGCUGGAUAUGGCCAACUAUGAAGACUUUUUGGGCCUUGACCUUCGGCUGGUUGGGGAGCAGCAGUUGGCUGCGCGAACUGCAGAGCCGCGAGUUGAAGAAGUUCACGGAAGGCGGAUUUUAGCCGAACCACUGGUGGCGGUGGAUUUGACCGACCUCCAUCAGCUGCGAGUAGAGGGAACUCGUAAUUUGGAGGCACAGCUGUCCUUUCGCACAUGGCGCCAGGGCUAUGCUGCGGGCAUUGCCUUUUGGUUUGACGUUGGCUUUGGUCGUGAUGUGAUUUUGAAGACAGAUCCCGGGUCACCGCCAACCCAUUGGAAGCAAACGGUGGUGUAUUUUGGCGCGUUCCCCGCGGUGGAGUCGGGGGAUGUCUUGGAAGCCAACGUGGUGCUCAAGCAAAGUGAGGAGAACCCACGGCAAUACAACAUUUCGGUGGAGACCUUGUAGCUGGACGUGACACUCCAAGAUCGGCCAAAUACAUUUUGACAACA
This is a messenger RNA of Durusdinium trenchii, 1482 nucleotides long. The record is from the annotation of a GenBank genome assembly. Lineage: Eukaryota; Dinophyceae; Suessiales; Symbiodiniaceae.